Ylistrum balloti is the source of this 3086-nucleotide messenger RNA. RefSeq names its product L-threonine ammonia-lyase-like. The record is from RefSeq and is a predicted model, not a curated record. The transcript is spliced from 12 exons. Bases 62 to 1405 code for a protein of 447 amino acids. Lineage: Eukaryota; Metazoa; Mollusca; Bivalvia; Pectinida; Pectinidae. Gene Ontology annotation, molecular function: L-serine ammonia-lyase activity; threonine deaminase activity. Gene Ontology annotation, biological process: L-serine catabolic process; L-threonine catabolic process.
CACAAAGAACGUGGAGUUGUUUACAUUUGUGUCAGGAUCAUUUAAACAAGAGUUUAGAGUAAUGAUGCAGGCAUCAGCAUCAUUGGAUGAGGAACCGAGAACUCCAGAUGAUAAAGAAGAACCCAAGUUCUUAAGGCAGAUAAGCAUGUCAAACCUGAAGGAUGAAUUCUGUGACCCAGAUAACCCUAAAGCAAUACAGUUUGAGGACAUCAGUGCAGCCGCCUACAAAAUCAGGGAUGGCAUUAUGAAGACACCUUGUACGCGAUCUCGGUUAUCUGGACUUUUGGGUGUGAAUCUUUUCUUUAAGAAGGAGUUUCUGCAGUUUACUGGAAGUUUCAAGGAAAGAGGAGCCAGAUAUACCCUUAUGAUGUUGUCUAAGGAGCAAAAAGCAAAUGGAGUUGUGGCAGCUAGUGCAGGCAACCAUGCCCUCGCCCUCAGUUACCAUGGCAAGGAACUCAACAUCCCUAUUACUGUGGUGAUGCCUAAAAUAGCACCGUUGAUGAAGGUGCAGGCUUGUCGUUCAUAUGGAGCUAACGUCAUUGUUACUGGAAAGGAUAUAUCAGAGUCGAGAGAACAUGCUAUGAAGCUCGGAAAGCAGGAGGGUCUCAUAUACAUCAAUGGGUAUGACCACCCGAACAUCCUGGCAGGUCAGGGGACAGUAGGACUGGAAAUUCUAGAGCAAGUGCCUGACCUUGAUGCCUGUAUCAUCCCCGUUGGUGGUGCUGGGCUCAUCGCUGGUGCUGCACUGGCCAUCAAAAGUCUCAAGCCAUCUGUCCAGAUUAUUGGAGUGGAGUCAGAGACUUGUCCUAGUUUCACUGAAGCUUUGAAGGCAGGAAAGCCAGUGUACACCAACACAACAUCAACACUGGCUGAUGGUCUGGCUGUCCCUACUGUAGGUGUGAAUGCCUUUGUUACUGCAGCACCACUUAUAGACAAGAUGGUGGUUGUAGAGGAGCAGAGCAUUGCUCUGGCUAUCCUUAGACUGAUAGAGCUGGAGAAGGCAGUAGUGGAGGGUGCUGGGGCCACAGGACUGGCCGCCAUUAUACAGGGCAUGUUACCUGAGCUGGCAGGUAAAAGAGUGGUGGUCAUCCUGUGUGGUGGUAACAUUGACACCACCUGUCUAGGCCGUGUGUUAGAGAGGGGUCUUGCUGCUGAUGGCCGACUGGUCAGAUUUGUGGUAACGGUCAGUGACAGACCUGGUGGUAUCACAGAAUUAGCCAGAACCAUCUCAAAGAUGGGGAUCAGUUUGAAGGACAUGUACCAUGAGCGUGCUUGGAUAAAGUCAGACAUUUUUUCAGUUCAGGUGAAAUGUGUUGUAGAGACCAGAGAUGCUGAACAAAGUAAGGAACUUGAGAACGUUUUGCGGGAGAAGUACGAUCAUGUUGUGUGGGGUCCCGUACAUUAGAACUGGGUUUUAUCCCAAACUGUCUGCUGGCAAUCACAAUGCUACACCUUACUCAGGACAUGAUUGUUUCAGGUGUCCCAGAUAUUACUACUGCUGUAGUUUUGAAAUUUGGGAAUUAUUUAUUUUAGAAUCGGUGUCAUAAUCAAGAAUUGGUGACAUUUAACAUCAAGAUUCAAGAUGGUACUCAAAUUUUUACAGAUAAUGGUCCAUUAACAGAAGACAUUGUAACCCAACAUAAUUAACCAUAUGCCAUAGUUAAUAGUUGUGUUUAUUUCACUUUUUUAUAUACAAACAUGAUAGUCUCCAUGAUACCCAUGCUUAGUGCAGAUUGACAUGUAGUACACUCAAGAUGGCAAUAUGUUUUUUGGAAAUCCUUGAACAGUGUCUCCAUUAUCCCGGUUAAAAGUUGAUAUUUGUACAUGUUCUUUUUUUUUAUUUUAAGUUUGAAUAGCUAAAUAUAUCAAUAUUAUAUAUAUUGAUUUUUAAAUAGUUUUUUUUUACAUAUACUGCAGUUUAUUCACUUAUUCAGAUAUGCUCUGUAUUAAACACUGUCCAAUUCGUGCCCCCUAAUAUUGUUGAAAUUUCAGAGGCCCACUUUUGUUUAUAGUCCUAAAUUGUACAAUGGAAAAAUAAGUAAAACUAUGAUGGUAAACUAACUCUAUUUAAAGGGCAUUCAAUUUCAUUCUUUUGGUUAGUCUGUGUAGAGAUAAUCACCACGUUUGGUGUCCUACCACUGCUGUUAACUGCUGUGAUAUGAUUACUGUACACUAGAACUUUUAUUUUUGGAAUAGACCACCUGUUAAAUACACUCACCUAAAUGUCAUUUUUUAAAAAUUUCGAGUGCUGAAAGUACAUCAACUACAAUAUUUUUGACGUCGUCCGCUGAAAGACCGAAAGGUCCUGAUAGUGGACGUAAAACCUGUUAAGAUAAAUAAAAAAUAAAGAUUUUUAACUGAAUCUUUCUCUCUGUUUAUAUUUUGCCUGUAUCAUUUUCACCUGGUGUUGGCCAAGCUUUAAGAUACUUUUAUCUGUUUUAUGACGAUUCAUACAAACUUACCAAUGAGUGUAGUUAAGAUUGAUUUCUUUAGUGGUUUCUGACUUGUGUUGUUAUUGUAACAUAGAAGAUACAUUAAUAUACCCACUGUGUACAUCAUAUCUGUGAUAAAUUUUUUUACUUCAGGUGUUAAAAUUGUAAAUAGUGUUUCAGUGUGAAGUGGUGUUCAGAUAUAAUUAUAUAGAUAUAUUGUAUCAAAAUAGAAUCAGUAGGCAGUAGUAUUUAUACUACAUGUAAUAUAAAUUGAGAAGGCCAGGAAUUUGUAAAGAUGCAUGAAUACUUAUCAGUGACCUGUUAGACAACAGUGCUUAUUUAAUUUAAUUUAGUAAGUAAAAAUUUACAUGUUUAUUUAUUAAUUAUAAGUGAUUAUUACAAGGUAUGUUGAAUUCCUUACUCCAGUGAUGUGUCCCUAAUUCUCUCUAGAGGCUGGUAGAGGUCACUGAACAUGUUAUUUAUGGUCACAUCUCUCUCCUUUUGUGAGUUUGUUUAAUGUGUGUCCUGUUUUAGGAUAUUACCCCUUGUUAUCUAUUAAUAAAUCCCACCGGAGAGAUAUUCUUAUGUCAUAAUAUUGUUUUUUAUCAUAAAAUUUUGUUGACCCAAUUUCGCAAUAAAAUGUUUUGGAAUUUA